CUAAUCUCAAGAUCCAUCCGGGCUCCAAACAUGGGCUCGUGAAGAGAAAAUAACCGCACAUGGCCUUGUCCACCUCUCACCCCGUCGCAUCUUAUCCAUCUGAUCCAUCUGAUAGAGCAGGCCACAAUGAGCCCCCCCCGUGCAAAUUACCUAACCGGGCCAGCUCUAGCUCCCGGGCUCCCUGCAUAAUCAGGCCAAGGGUGCGUUGCCGUGGUUGUCUGACGCUCUGCAUAUAUGUGUGCAUGAAGUAGAGGGAGCGUCUACACUCGUUUCCGUCUUGCAGUUCUCAUGCUUCUCCCGCAAUGCUUCUCCCGUCCCUUCCCUCUACGACGGCCUGUCUGCUGGCCUUUCUCCCGCUGACCUACGCCGAUACGCACAAUUAUGACUUUGACAUCGGCUGGGUCAGGGCCAAUCCUGAUGGCGAGUUCGAGCGGCCGGUCAUUGGCAUCAAUGGCGCAUGGCCCAUCCCGAUGAUCAAUGUUACCGUUGGCGACCGUAUCAUCAUCAACGCCCACAACAGCCUCGGCAACCAGUCCACGUCGCUGCACUUUCAUGGACUGUUCCAGAAUGGCACCAAUCACAUGGAUGGCCCCGGUGGAGUUGUGCAAUGCGGCAUUGAGCCUGGAUCUACCUUUACCUACAACUUUACCGUGCAGCAGCCAGGUACCUACUGGUACCACUCCCAUUCUCACGGCCAAUACCCAGACGGUCUUCGAGGUCCUCUAAUCAUCAAUGACCCCGACUUUCCCUACCAGGAUGAGGUAGAUGAGGAGCUAGUCUUGACCCUCUCUGAUUGGUAUCACGAUGAGAUGCAGUACCUGAUCGACAACUUGUUCAUGGUCAAGUCAAACCCUUCAGGGGCUGAGUCAGUCCCAAAUAACGCUCUUAUGAACGACACUAUCGACUUCAAACUUCCUGUCAAGCCUAACACAACAUAUCGAUUUGAUGUCGUCAACAUGGGAGCCUUUGCUGGCCAAUACCUGUGGAUCGAAGGCCACACUAUGCGCAUUGUUGAAGUCGAUGGUAUCUAUACUGAGUCCGCCGACGCGGAGAUGGUUUAUCUCUCUGCUGCCCAGCGUGUGAGCUUCCUCCUCACGACUAAGAACGACACAUCAAAGAACUUCCCCAUUGUUACCAGCAUGGAUACAACCCUCUUUGAUGUCCUUCCAGACGACCUUAACUACAACAGAACUGGCUGGCUCGUUUACGACGACAGCAAAACCUUCCCCAACGCUAGUUUCGUCGACGAGCUCAACCCCUUUGACGAUAUGACGCUCAUCCCGUACGAUAGGAUGGAGCUCCUCCCCGAGCCCGACCGCAUCGUUCAGUUCGAUGUCAUGAUGGAUAACCUCCGCGACGGCAUGAACUACGCAUUCUUCAACAACAUCACCUACCAGGCCGCCAAGAUCCCUACUCUGUACACGGCCCUAAACGCCGGCGAGGAAGCCACCAACCCUGCUAUUUACGGUACAUAUACGCACUCUACGGUACUUGAGAAGGGCGAGAUUGUGCAGAUUGUACUCAACAACCUCGAUACCGGUCGUCACCCGUUCCAUCUCCACGGCCAUGCCUUCCAGGCUGUGUAUCGUUCCGAGGAAGAUGCGGGUACCUUUGAAGACCUCAACAUCAAAGAAAGCGGGCUGUCUCAGAUCCCCAUGCGCCGCGAUACCCUUGUCGUGUGGCCUACUGGUAACAUUGUGCUGCGAUUCAGGGCUGAUAACCCAGGUGUCUGGCUCUUCCAUUGCCAUAUCGAGUGGCAUAUUGUCUCUGGCCUCAUUGCCACCUUUGUCGAAGCUCCCCUCGACCUGCAAAAGACCAUCAGCCUGCCUAGCAACCAUCUUGAAGUUUGCAAGGCUGGCAAUGUGUCCACUGAGGGCAACGCCGCUGGAAACAUGGACUACCUCGACCUCACCGGAGAGAACCACCCCCCUGCUACUCUACCCCCAGGAUUCACACCUCGUGGCAUCGUCGCCCUGGUCUUCAGCUGUAUCUGCGGUAUUCUCGGCGUCGCUGUUGUUGGUUGGUAUGGAAUGUCUACCCCGAUCGAGGAGACUACUCCUGAGCAGAGCGUCCUGGGGAACGAGUCGAGCAGUGAUUCGCCUGCGGAUCAGCAGUAUCACGAUGACGCCGCAAUCACGGCUGCCCCUCCGAAUGCCGUGAGGGCAUGAUUGUUAGACAACUAGGACGAGAUCAACAGAGAGACAGGGAAUGGGCUCAUCUUCGCAUGGGAUGAUGUAAUGUUACAUUCGACCGCCCCGAGGGACUUCUAUUUAAGUGAUAAAAUUAAUGUCAUUCUUUGUACUUCGACUGUUCAUAUCUAUUCACAUACAUGCGCGUC
Messenger RNA from Ilyonectria robusta, 2338 nucleotides. RefSeq names its product ferroxidase. Gene Ontology annotation, cellular component: high-affinity iron permease complex. NCBI's taxonomy places the organism in Eukaryota, Fungi, Ascomycota, Sordariomycetes, Hypocreales, Nectriaceae. Gene Ontology annotation, biological process: reductive iron assimilation; cellular response to iron ion starvation. The record is from RefSeq and is a predicted model, not a curated record. The transcript is spliced from 6 exons. The coding region runs from base 303 to 2168 and encodes 621 amino acids. Gene Ontology annotation, molecular function: ferroxidase activity; copper ion binding.